Molecule: messenger RNA, 474 nt
Organism: Rosa chinensis
Lineage: Eukaryota; Viridiplantae; Streptophyta; Magnoliopsida; Rosales; Rosaceae
Exons: 1
Coding region: 1-474 (157 amino acids)
Molecular function (GO): nucleic acid binding; RNA-DNA hybrid ribonuclease activity
Source: RefSeq, a predicted model, not a curated record
AUGUGCUUAGCUGCUAUUGCACGGCCAUUUUCCUUGGUUAGAUCAGCUCUGCAGAUGGAGCUAGAAGCUAUGAGAGCUAGCCUUUUGUUAAUUAUUCAUAAAGGCUGGGACAAUGUGGAUAUAGAGACCGAUUGUGCCGCUGUGGUGACCGCACUCAAGAGUGAUGUGGAGGAUCUCUCUGACAUAGGUUGUAUUGUGGGGGAUUGUAAGGUAUAUUUGCAUGUAAUCUCUUCACUAAAUUUACAAUCUAUUUAUCGUGAAGCAAAUGUUGUUGCCCAUAGAUUGGCACACCUUGCUAGUGUUAACUAUUUAGACGACUAUUGGUUAGAGGAGACUCCUGUGAUUAUCCGGGAUGUUCUCUACGAGGAUUCAUGUACUAGUACUCGAGGUUUAGGUUUUAUGUCCCCCUCGAUGUACAAUAUUUCUACUACUAUUAAUAAUAAUAACGGGCGUAGGGCUGAGUCUCCCAGUUAG